This is a messenger RNA of Limanda limanda (common dab), 1972 nucleotides long. It is a transcript of the gene akt3b, whose product is annotated as v-akt murine thymoma viral oncogene homolog 3b. The transcript has 13 exons. The record is from RefSeq and is a predicted model, not a curated record. Gene Ontology annotation, biological process: protein phosphorylation. NCBI's taxonomy places the organism in Eukaryota, Metazoa, Chordata, Actinopteri, Pleuronectiformes, Pleuronectidae. Gene Ontology annotation, molecular function: protein serine/threonine kinase activity; ATP binding. The coding region runs from base 16 to 1455 and encodes 479 amino acids.
CCGGGAGAAGCCACCAUGAGCGACCAGAGCGUCGUGAAGGAAGGCUGGGUCCAGAAACGAGGUGAGUACAUCAAGAACUGGCGGCCGCGCUACUUCCUGCUGAAGUCGGACGGCUCUUUCAUCGGCUACAAGGACAAACCCCAGGACUCGGACUUGGCCUAUCCGCUCAACAACUUCUCUGUAGCAAAAUGUCAGCUGAUGAAGACGGAGCGGCCCAAGCCCAACACCUUCAUCAUCCGCUGUCUGCAGUGGACCACCGUCAUCGAGAGGACGUUCCACGUGGACACGCCCGACGAGAGGGACGAGUGGGCCGAGGCCAUUCAGACGGUCGCAGAGUCUCUGGCCAAGCAGGAGGAGGAGGGGAUCCUGAGCAGCCCCACGUCCCAGAUCGAGAACGUCAACGAGGAGGAGAUGGACACGUCCAUCGGCCACUACAAACGGAAGACGAUGACUGACUUUGACUAUCUGAAGCUUCUGGGCAAAGGCACGUUUGGGAAAGUCAUUCUGGUGAGAGAGAAGGCGAGCGGCACCUACUACGCCAUGAAGAUCCUGAAGAAAGAAGUCAUCAUAGCCAAGGAUGAAGUCGCUCACACACUAACAGAAAGUAGAGUAUUAAAAAAUACCCGACAUCCAUUCCUAACUUCUCUGAAGUACUCGUUCCAGACGAAGGACCGGCUGUGCUUCGUGAUGGAGUACGUCAACGGAGGAGAGCUGUUUUUCCACUUGUCAAGAGAGAGAGUUUUUUCCGAGGACCGCACCCGUUUCUACGGCGCCGAGAUCGUCUCCGCUCUGGACUACCUACAUUCUGCCAAGAUCGUUUAUCGUGAUCUGAAGCUGGAGAACCUCAUGUUGGACAAAGACGGUCACAUCAAGAUCACCGACUUCGGCCUGUGCAAAGAAGGCAUCACCGACACUGCCACCAUGAAGACAUUCUGUGGAACUCCAGAGUACCUGGCUCCUGAGGUGCUGGAGGACAACGACUACGGCCGGGCGGUGGACUGGUGGGGUUUGGGCGUGGUGACGUAUGAAAUGAUGUGCGGCCGCCUGCCGUUCUACAACCAGGACCACGAGAAGCUGUUUGAGCUCAUCCUCAUGGAGGAGAUCAAGUUCCCUCGAACCCUGUCGGCCGACGCCAAGUCGCUGCUGUCGGGGCUGCUCAUCAAGGACCCCAACAAACGACUGGGCGGCGGACCGGAUGACGCGAAGGAGAUCAUGCGACACAGUUUCUUCAGCACAAUCGACUGGCAGGACGUCUACGACAAGAAGCUCGUCCCCCCCUUCCAGCCCCAGGUCAGCUCGGAGACGGACACGCGCUACUUCGACGAGGAGUUCACAGCACAGACCAUCACCAUCACUCCGCCGGAGAAAUACGACGAGGACGGGAUGGACGCGGCGGACAACGAGCGAAGGCCUCAUUUCCCACAGUUCUCCUACUCAGCCAGCGGGCGGGAGUGAGCGCCCCGGCCCAGCCAGCCAGUGUCGUCCCCAUUCGAGGCCAUUUUGAGGAAAACACGUAGCCAUUUUAGGAAAAAAAGAAAAAAGAAAACCAGUCUCCCCUCUUUUUCUCCUUCUCUGCCUCCUCGCAGACGGGGAAAAGUCUUUCUAGGGACUUUAAAAGAGGUUUUUGCACAGUGGGAGAGACUCCAGCCGGUCUCCCCACACUAAAAAAUAAGUCUCCUACAUUUUCAGCGCAAUUUACUGCAGAAGGCAAUGUUUUUGUUAUUUAUUUUUUUCUCUCCGUCAGUAUUAAGUUGUCGACCCAGGUUGCGUUCAUCUGUUUUUGUUUGUUGUUUCUGUCCUCUUCUUCCUCCUCCUCUUCUUCCUCCUCCUCUUCUUCCUCCUCCUCCUCCUCCUCUUCUUAUUUUGACUUUUUGCACUUGGUUUGAAAGAGCCGUUUUAGGGAACAAAAAAACCAAAAAUGUUGCCUUACGUGUGCAGAUGUUUCGUAUCAUACCGACAGGGUGUUUUGUUU